Molecule: messenger RNA, 1545 nt
Organism: Grosmannia clavigera kw1407
Lineage: Eukaryota; Fungi; Ascomycota; Sordariomycetes; Ophiostomatales; Ophiostomataceae
Product: aspartic-type endopeptidase
Exons: 2
Coding region: 1-1545 (514 amino acids)
Biological process (GO): proteolysis
Molecular function (GO): aspartic-type endopeptidase activity
Source: RefSeq, a predicted model, not a curated record
AUGCCGACCACCACGACUCUGGCCCUACUGGUCCCGCUGGUCAUCGCGGCGGCGGCGCAGAACGUGCUGGAAUUCGGGCUGCAGCGAGGCCCGGUUCACCAAGCAGUCCAGCGGCGCUCGUUGCAGCGACGGGCUGCUGGCACCUAUGUCGAGACUCUCGUCAACAACGUGACGGGCGGCAGCUACUAUGCGUCGGUGUCGGUUGGCACGCCGGCCCAGGCACAGACGGUGGUUGUCGACACAGGCAGCAGCGAUCUCUGGGUUGUUGCGUCCAAUGCCGACCUCUGCACAAACCAGAAAAUGCAGGCUGAAUACGGGCAACACUGCGUAACAACUUAUGAUCGAUCUGACAGCUCAACCUACAAGCUCAUCGAACAGGGUGGCUUCUCGAUCACAUACGUCGAUGGCACGAGCUCGGAUGGCGACUUUAUCUCGGACACGUUUAGCAUUGGUGGGGCGACGAUCAAGGCGCUGCAGAUGGGGUAUGCGACGAAGAUCGUGAGCGGUGUGGGCGUGAUGGGGAUUGCAUUCAACUCGAGCGAAUCGACGACGCAGACGUACCCGAACCUGCUGGACCAGUUUGUGGACCAGGGGCUGAUCACGUCCAAGGCGUUCAGCCUGUACCUCAACGACUACCGGUCUGACGGCGGAUCGCUUCUGUUUGGCGGUGUGGACACGGACAAGUUCAUCGGCAGCCUGUCGGUGCUGCCGAUCGUGCAGACGACCAACAGCAACAGCAGCUACACGAUCCUGGCCGUGUCCCUUGGCGGCAUGUCGGCAACGGGCAGCUCAAAGGGCAAGGCGACGACGAUCCCGUUUGACAGCACGCUGCCGGCGAUUCUAGACUCGGGCACGACGCUGUCGUAUCUGCCCAACUCGCUGGCACAGGACGUAUUUGACGCCGUGGGCGCGUACACGGACAAUGAGACAACGGGCUACACGUUUGUCGACUGCGAUGCGGGCGCGUCGAUCUCGCUGACGUUUACGUUUGGCAGCAAGACGCAGGUGACGGUACCGGCGUCGCAGAUUGUGCUGGACAUAUUUGCGGGCGAGGAGGACCAGCUGCCGCAGAACGUGCCGUUCAGCCGGGCAUGUCUGUUUGGGAUCCAGAGCAUGGGGGAAUCGACGGAUGCGGGCUCGGGCUCGGAGUCGAAGUCGGCCUUUGCCUCGACGUCGUCGUACGCGCUGCUGGGCGACACGUUUCUGCGGUCGGCGUACGUGGUAUACGAUCUGACCAACGACGAGAUUGCGAUCGCGCCGGCCAACCUCAACAGCUCGACGUCGACGAUUGUGCAGAUGGGGACGGGGACGGGCAUUCCGACGGUGACGGGCGUGAAGAGCCAGCAGACGACGUAUACCGGCAGCGCGACGAAGACGGCCGACAGCAGUGGCGGGGCGGUGACGGUGACGGCGUCGCCGACGGGCACGACCCAUUCCAAGAGCGCAGCAGUGCGGGCGAGGCAGGACGGCGGCCUGGGAGCUAUUGCUGUGGCCGGGAUGGCGUGCUUGGUGUCGCUGGUCGGGGGGGCAUUUCUAGCUAUUUGA